UCACAUGCACUCCCAACACGUUGCACUUUCUUUCCCCUUUAAAACAACACCAUCCCUUCUCUUACAAAAAAACGCCCUUUUCACUUUCACUUAUUAACACUUAGAAAAAAGCACUACUUACAAAAUAUGGGUGACCGUCACGCGCACGGCCAGAUUCAAACUCACCAAUACCCACACCAAAUUCAAGUACACCCACACCGUACAACUCAUGAAGCUGGUGGUAUGAUCAAAAGUCUUCUACCUCAAAGAGGUCCUUCAGCUACACAAGUGCUAGCAAUUGUAACUCUUCUUCCUGUUGGCGGGACCCUUUUCUGCCUAGCUGGCAUUACCCUUUUCGGCAGUUUAAUUGGGCUUGCUGUUGCCACCCCUGUUUUUCUCCUCUUUAGCCCAGUUCUCGUACCUGCUAUUCUGACAUUUGCCCUUGCUGUUGCUGGUUUCUUGACUUCUGGUGCUUUUGGUGUUACUGGGCUUUCAUCUCUCUCUUGGAUUCUCAAUUACUUUAGGCAAGGUAAGUUUGUGCCGGAGAAUUUGGAUGCGGUGAAGAGACGCAUGCAAGAUGCUGCUGUGCAGCUAGGACAGAAGACUAAGGAUGCAGGACAAACAAUUCAGAACAAAGCACGUGAAGGGAAAGAAGGCGCCAGGACUACUUAGCUUGAUCUUUACUAAUUACGACUAUAUAUUAAGUUGAAAUAAAAAUGUACGUUGAACAUGCAAUUUAAUUUUGACAUGUUCUCUUGAGCUUUAAUUCUACUAGUGUCUUGUGUAGUAUGCUUUUGUUUAUAUGAUGUAAUGGUUUUGGUUAAUUUAUUUCUCGGUCGUUUCAUUUUUUUAUUUAGUCCAGCAGGUUGGAAGUCUGUAGUUUUAAUUUCAUAUUGUUGUAAA
Nicotiana tabacum (common tobacco) is the source of this 882-nucleotide messenger RNA. RefSeq names its product oleosin H2-like. Gene Ontology annotation, cellular component: membrane; monolayer-surrounded lipid storage body. Lineage: Eukaryota; Viridiplantae; Streptophyta; Magnoliopsida; Solanales; Solanaceae. The record is from RefSeq and is a predicted model, not a curated record. Gene Ontology annotation, biological process: response to freezing; seed oilbody biogenesis; lipid storage.